This is a messenger RNA of Cyprinodon tularosa, 1430 nucleotides long. RefSeq lists its product as uncharacterized. The transcript is spliced from 7 exons. The record is from RefSeq and is a predicted model, not a curated record. Bases 339 to 1430 code for a protein of 363 amino acids. Lineage: Eukaryota; Metazoa; Chordata; Actinopteri; Cyprinodontiformes; Cyprinodontidae.
UGGCUGUUGUUGCCUAGCAACAAAUUCCUGUGCUGAGGGCUUUGCCUGUUCUUCCAGCUUCUCACAGGAUAUGGACCCACCUGAUGACCUUUAGACGCGGGUCUUCCUUCCAGAACCAGAAACUCAACUGAAGGGUUUCUGUUGGUUGAUGUGCUUCUGUUCUCCAGCAGAAAGGAGAAGAGAACCUGAAGGACGGCGUCUGCAGACGGCGGCAGCCGUGGUGCCGAGGCCCUGAGUCUUAUCAGAGAGAGCUCCGGGUUCCAACCAUCCAGCUCCCAGAGCGUCUUCUGCUUUGCUUCCAGAUCAGCAGAGUAAAAUCGCCUGGUUCCAGCUUGAUAAUGACCGUCUGGAUUUGGAUCGGCUUGGUGAUAAUCCAGCUGAGCUCAGCUCAGGAACCGGACCAGAACAGAGAGGCUCAGGAUUCGGACCGGAUGAGAGGAAGAGGCUUCUCCCUGCAGGUGUGGCAGUUUGUUAAAGACUCUGCAGGUGAUGCAGACUUCAAGGCGCCGCAGUUUCUCUGCAGCAACACGUCUCUUUCUGUUCGCUUCUCCCUCAUCAGACACUCUGACCUUCGUCUCCAAGAUGGAAGAAGGUUGCUGUUGCUGCCUGACGGAUGUGCUGGUUCCAUUCGGACCUUUAGACUGUGGGUUCUGUUGGAGCUUCCCUUCUCCUGCAGCCUCCUCCUAUCACAGAUGUCCAGUGGAAACUCAUUUUACCAGCUGUCUCUGCUCUACUACGAUCACCUGCUGAAGAAACAAAAAACAGCUGUUGCCACUUGCAGGAAUCCUACCGCCGGCCAGCAUCUAGCCUCACCAGAUAUGAGCCACCAAAAUAAAGAUGUUACCGUAAAGCUACCUCAGGUGAAUUCUUCACUCGAAGAAAGAGAAGGUGGACGAGAACGACGACCAAGAGCUCUGCUGGUCAACCCUGUUAGGUCAAGCAACAAGACAUUCACAGUUACCAGUUUUAAAACUUCAACCGCCUCCCCUCCUCAAUCUCCACUCAAUCCAAGUGCCACUAACAUACCGACCUCAAGGUCAAUGACGCAUCUUUCUAUGUCUUUAUCUACCUUGAAUAAUAAUCGCACUAUGACUACAUCAAUAGCGGCCAAAGCUGAGGUAAUGUCCACCACAGGCUCAACUUUCCCCUGUAAUCCCUGUUCAACAGACUCUCAGACAACAACCUCUAGUUUUCCUAUGAUCUCAAACUACUCUUUGACCAGAAAAGAGGAUCAGAAUGCUGACAAGCAUGAUUUAGCUUCAACUACCAUCCAUCCAAUCUCUACCAGUAACAACUCAGUAGACUCUGAAAACUCCAUCAUAUCCUCCGAUGAUCAAACUAGCAUCUCUGCUGAGCCAACUUUGACCAAAGCCUCCACAACCAAAACUACAACCACAUUAAUCACAUCAAUAACGGCCAGUCUGGCAUAA